UGCUGGCUGGUGGCUGCUGGCGAUCGUUGUUGGAGGUUGAUUGGUUUUUGGCCCACUUGUGCCCACCCCCUCUCACCCUCUCCCUCACACACCACAUCGCACACCACACGCGCCCUCACUCUUCCCCUCAUCUUCUUCUUUUGCCUGACGUGAACGGGGGUUUCUUGCGGUUGUUGUUUGCCUUUGUUUGUGCGCUCUUGGUGAAUGAAAUAACCACCACCACCACGGGGUGUGGUCAUAGUUGGUUUGCACGCGAAAACAGCAGCACAGGAGUUCACGUCAUCCUCCCGUCUGCGCCAGACACAUACACAUACACAUACACACACACGACACAUACACACACACACCAACCAGCGAGGUUAUUUUGUUUUGUUUUGUUUGUGUGCAACUCCUUUCCUUCCACCAACCAACCAACCAACCAACCAACCAACCAACCAACACAUCUUCCUCCUUCUCUGUGUUGGCUUGCAUCGUUGGGGGGUGCAACCGCGCAGGAUGAAGGCAGCACCACCCGCAGCGUGGCUUGCUGCCGCUCUCACCAUCACUGUCAUGGCGAUGGGGCUUGUUGUGGGGCCGGGCGUGUGCACCGCCGCCGCCGCUCCCGCCAUCAACGUCAUUGCCUCGCUCGAUGUUGAGCCGGUAUCCUUUGUCAACAACUCACAACCCGUGAUCAGCUUCAGCCUCGACCUCUACUGGCACACCACGGAGGAAGAUGCCGCAAACGCAACGACAAACGCGACACAUGCGACGACAAGUGCCCCGGCAACCUCAACAGCAGCGCCAACAACCGCCCCAGUAAUUGCGCCCACGUUUGUGGCGAUUGUCAACGUCUCCGACCUGCUUCCAGUUGCUCAGCAGGAUGGCCAACCCAUUCCCGGCCUUGCGCUCACCCUAGACCCACGUGACUGCGAGCCGUUGAACCUCACCUGCGUCGUGCUCACCAACACCACCGUCCUCGUCAGCAACACCAUCGCUGUGGACUAUGUUGUUACCGGCAUACCAACCAACGACACCAGCAACACCACUGGCACAAACACAAACACAACGUCAACGACAACGACAGCAACACCCCUCAGCAACACGACGACAAACACAAUGGCAAUGACCAAGACCGUCACCGCGGCGCUUGGUGCCGUGGCGCUGCCCCUCAAGCUCGUCGUGCCUGCAAACCAGGAACGUGCAUUUGCAUUUGAAAUGACAUCCCUGCACGCCGCAGUCCACGUCAACACCAACCCAAACGCCACCUUGAACGACACCCUGAACGCAGCAGCAGCAGCGGCAGCAGCGGCAGUCUCGGAAUCAACACCGGCAGCAUCGCCAGCGGUGCUUGUUCCUGUCGCUAUUGAGUCGUCGCCCGUGUUUGUUCUUCGCGGGCCGCUGGCAUCACCUGAUGCAUAUCAGCGCAUCCUGUCAACGUACUGCGAGUACCAGCUGUGGGAGCGGCUGUAUCCAGAGAUGGUGCAGCACUUGACCACAGGCACGUCCCCAGAGCCCCUCGACACCAUCGAUGUCGACGCCGUGUUGGGCGCAGUGUGGCAGGUGCUGGCCACACUCAACAGCCUGCUGUUUCCCGUUGGCUCUUCAUCCCUCGAGCCCGCGGGCCCCGCCAUCUUCGCCCUGCACAACACCACCAUGACCACGGCCACCCUCCCGCCGCAGUCACCGCCCGCACUGGCUGUUGUGGCGGCGCUGUCGUAUGUCAACGCCCUCGCAUCGGACCAGCUCGCGCUCGAGCGGACACGCCGGCUGAGCGGACCAGGCGGCAACAAGUGCGGCGAUGACGUGUGUGAUCUGGAUGUGGAGUCGUGCGCGUGUGACGACUGCCAGUGCUCGCUGUCCGACCUCACGUGGGACGGCAUCCAGAUGGUUGUUGGCCACUGGGACCAGUCGCAGCUGUGGGGUGGCGUGCACGUGUCAUAUGUGCUCAACCAAGACAAGCAAGGCAGGCGCUUUGAUAUCGACGUCUUCUCAGAAGCAUCAUACGCCCAAGCCGCAAAUCUGGAUCUGUACCCGCACCUGUCGAGCCCGGUAGCGGCAGCGGCGAGCGACGAGUGCUUUGCAGGCGUCACGUUUGCGUUUGCCAUCAUCAACGGCAUUCAAUAUGAGGAGCCCACAAGCCCCAUCGACUUCACCGUCGACCUGACCGACCUGGCGCUGGCAGACACGGAGCGGCGCGGGUUUGAGGCGCGGUGCUUUGCCGAUGAGCAGGUGGGGUGGGUUGCUGUUGACAACCAGGUAUACGAUGCACAGGCCAGGGUGCUGUCGUUUUCUGUGAAUUACACGUGCCAGGUGGCCCUCUUCUCCACAUUCCUGGACGCAACGACAACGACAACAACGACGCCGGUGGCAACCACGACAACCACCACCACCACGAUACCAGCAACUACAACCACCACGACUACGACCACCACGACGACCACCACCAACCCUGCCCAGUCUGCGCUCGACUCGCUGGCAGCGGCAGCUCAGGGCAUCAGCGGCGGUACAAGUGGUUCCUCCUCGCUUGCUGCGGGCUUUUCAAACGACAUCGUGCACACGCUCGACUCCAUUCUUGAUUCCAUCGACAUGUCCCUGCAGCUGAAUGCGCCGCCCAAGGUGGUUGAGGGCGGUGGCAUUGCCAUCCAGGCCCAACGCAUCAACGUCUCCAACCUCGCCGGCCUCUCCACUACAGUCGGCACCCGCCCCUUCCCGCGCGUGUCGCUGCCGCCAACGGUUGUCAAUGACGUGCCUGGCCUGGCCACUGCGGCGUCUGUGAGCGUGCUCAUGACGGUGUUUGACGAGACAACAGCCGACAACACCACGCGCGCCAACGUGCUCGACUUUUCGCUCAAGGUGGAUGGCAUGACUGUGAGCGUGGCCGACCUGCCCACCCCCAUUGACAUUUCCAUUCCAAGCGACGGCACCCCGCUCAACGAGACGGUGUGCCGCUUCUGGAACGCCACCCUCCCGCGCCUGAACUGCACCUCCAACGCCACCGGCAGCAGCGACCCCUGCCUCGGCGACUGGGAUACGCGUGGCGUCAUGCUCGUGCCAGAGUUGAGCACAGACGAGAUCAUUGUGUGCCGCACCACCCAUCUCUCCACCUUUUCCGCUGGCAUCGACUUUCGCAUUGCCGCGCCAAAGGUCACCAUUGCAAACUUCGACCCGCGCAACGCCCGCUACAUCUACGCCGUGUUUGCGGGCUUCUACGGGUUUGUCAUCUUCGCGUAUGUGUUUGCGUGGCUGGAGCGGCGUGCGUACGACAGGCGUCAGGCGCUGGUGGAGGAGGGCGUGAUAUGGGAUGAUGGCGACAGGCAGCUCACGGAGCGCGAGCUCGACUUCCAGUGGGCGGAGAUGGGCAUGAUGCGCGGCUUCUUUGCCCGGUUCUGGUACAACCUCAAGACCAAGCACAACUGGCUGGCCGUGGUGUGGUUUUCUGGCCUGCACGUGUACCCGAAGCGUGCGAGCAAGGUGACGGCGCUUGUUGCUACGACAUCGCUGACGUUUGGCAUGAUGGCCAUCUUCGCCUACACGGCCACGCAGUACCCCGACGAGCAGGUCAACACGUUCCGCAUCACCAUCAACGGCAAGACAACCUACCUGCCGCUGGAGGGCGUGUACGUGUUUCUCAUGAGCUUCCCCGUGCUCAUUGCGCUGACCAUCUUCAUGGCAAAGUACACGGUCCUCAUUGACACGCUGCGCCGCGUUGCCCCCGACCGCUACCGCAACCACGCUGUCCUGGCCACGCGCGACCCGGCCAUCACAGGCAAGUACUUUAUUGACCCGCACCACCUCAACGAGGACGACAUUGGGUUUGUGCUUGAGCACAAGCUCAUUGCGCCCCCAGAUGCAGGCGCGUUUGUCAACACGGCAGAAGCGGCCGGCACGCAGCGUGAUAGCAGCAGCGGUGGUGUUGGCGUGACGGCGUUCCAGACCAACGCAGCGUACAAGGGCCGCGGUAGCGGUGGUGGUGGUGGUGGUUACGGUGACGACGACGAAGGCUGGGUGAGGCACAACAGCUCCAGCAGCGAGGGCGAUGAUGACAGUGAUGGUGUUGGGAAGGGCGAGCGUGAUGGCAAUGAUUCCGGAGCGCACAGCCUCAAUGACGCGUCUGUGAACGCAUCGCUGCACAGCAACCGUGGCACACUGCCCCCGUUUGCAUCCGCCUUCCCUCGUCCACGCCGCAACGACAGGGUACCGGGAGCCAAUGCAGCAUCCGUAGGCCCAUCGUCAUCGUCAUCGUCGUCAUCAUCGUCAUCAUCAUCGUCAUCGCUGCUGCCCGGCCAAGCUAUCACCACCAUCACCACCACCACCACCAGCAACGGUGGUAGCAGCGGCAGCCAUGGCGAACACAACGGGAGCCAGAGCGUGCCCGCGACUGUGAGUCGUCGUGGACGCUCUGCGCUGAGCCGCCAUGUUUCUGCCAACAGCGGCGGCAACACCAACGACGACAGGGUGGCAAACGUGUUUGUUGCAAACGCCAUCACGAGCAACAGCAACGACCACACCGGCAAACGCAACGGCACUACAGCUGGUGGUGGGAAUUCCAAGUCCAUGGCGAACCUUACCACCGCCAACUCGAACAACUCGCUUGUGCCUGGAGCGAAAGCAACGCGAUCAAAGCCGUCUUCACAGCCUGGGUCAGCGCGAGCCACGCCACCCCCGCUGUGCCACCACUACCACCAGCCGUCGCCGUUUGCGUCUUCCUCGGCCAUGGCUCGCCCAGUCGGGCCCGUGCGCGUGGAGAUGCCAAAGGGGUUCAACCCCGUGUUCAGCACGUUUGGCACCAAGCUUGAUCGCGCUGCCUUUGACCAUCUUGCGAUGGACCACAACAGCGACAGCGACGACAGCAGUGAUGGUGACGGUGACGCUGCGAUGGCUGUUGAUGACGACGGGUUGCCGUGCGCCGACGAUGUUGUCGUUGGCGAGCUGGAUGACAACGUUGUCGCCGUGGUCAAACCGCAGGUGACGGACAGGGAGGAGGAGAGCAUGACUGAGGAGGAGAUUCAGAAGCUGCACCGGCAGAUGGUCAAGUACAGGCGGUUGGCGUUUGGCACAGCCAUGUUCAUGAUGCUGGCGGGUCUGGUGCUUGCGCUCUGCUUCAUGGGCUCGCUGGACGACAAGGCACAGCUGCGCUAUCUCAAGGGCGUGGGCGAGUUUGUCAUUCUCUCCGCCAUCAUCACGGCGCCGCUUGUGCUGCUGCUGAAGGCGCUGAACCGACAGCGCAAGAUGGUGUCGUUGCGCAAGCAAUUGCCCGAGGAAGAGUGGCGGCAGCAAGUUGUGCAGGCGACGGCAGUGGCCACGGUGGUGGUCAUGACGCAAGCCAUGAUCUACAGGGAAAUCGGACGCGCCCUCCGCUCCAACUUUGACAUUCACAUCAUGUGAACACACGGAAACAGCGUUGUGCAUGCUGUGCGCGACAAUGUGUGCGCGCGCGUGUGUAUGGGCGUAUGAGCGUGUAGUAACUGCAACGGUGUUCCUCUUGUUAGUAUGUGUAGUUGCGCGUGCACACUUGGUGGAGUUGCGUGUACGUGUGGCGUGUUUUGUUCAAGAUAUUGUUCUUCUUCCUGAUCUCGUCUUUCCUCCACAACGAGUGCAUGCACACAGCAGCCAGUCGGUUGUUGGCUUGUCAAAGCAUGCAUGCUUUCAUUGAGGAUGAUUGCCUUUGCCCCCCCCCCACCCACACCCAGAGUUGAAUUGCUUUUAAUUUUGGUGAUUUGAUUUUUUUUCUUCUUCCACGGGUCUUCUGACAUCAAUCACUAGCUUCUUUCAUCCCUCUGCGUUAUGCCCGCUGCUUGUGUUUCGUGUUUCGUGUUGCAAGUGUCUUGUCAUCACUGCUGGUGGUAGCCUCUUUUGUGUCUCGUUAACACCUGCGUGGCCACCUGCGCGUGUGCACAUGCGUGAAAAGUUCAGUGUCUGUGACGCAGCCAGCACGUCCCAUUUCUUGUGUUGCCCUGAGUUCUCCCAACAAAAUAUAAAGACAUAGAGAAGCGCA
Messenger RNA from Salpingoeca rosetta, 5974 nucleotides. RefSeq lists its product as uncharacterized. NCBI's taxonomy places the organism in Eukaryota, Choanoflagellata, Craspedida, Salpingoecidae. The record is from RefSeq and is a predicted model, not a curated record. The transcript is spliced from 2 exons. Bases 496 to 5364 code for a protein of 1622 amino acids.